UUGCCGUGCACAUCUGUCAGGACCGGGGCUGAAGCAGGCCCAUAAUCCCUGAGACUGGGGUCCUUCAGAAUUGCCCUGUUGCUCACUAACAGCAGAGGGUUCAAGAUUAGAACAACAAGACAACAGGCACCACCACCUCUUCAUGGUGGGGCCAAGGAACUAAAGAAAACUGAUUCCAAGGACCCGGCACCAUGGACUUCAGAGGAUUCUGGCCUGGAAAUUGCCCGGACAGAUUAGUAAGGCUCGCUUUUGUUCCUCCUAUUUCAAAUUUGAUUCUCUGCAAACUGUGAAGAGUGUGGGGGGGGCCCCCCCCCCCCACAUGACUACAAGCUGAAAUCAUGGGGUGCACACCUUCCCACAAUGACCUUGUUAAUAGCGUCGCUAAGAGUGGCAUCCAGUUUUUUAAAAAGCCCAAAGCAAUUUUGCCAGGACGUCAGGGGGGCAGUGAAAGAUGCUCUACCCCUUCGCUGCUUCCCACCUCCACCUGCUAUGACUCUGGGGGAGGCUUGUCCCAGGGACAGAGGCUGGCACAGGAGCAUUCAAGUUCCCAGACCCAAAGCUCGGCUGAAGGUCUUUGUCAGCUCCCAAGAGAUCCCACUGCAGGCAAAGGGAAAGAUAUGGAAGGACUGCCCCCCAAAGCCAAAACCUCCCAAUCCCACCUGGGCAAAUCACAAAGCCGCACGGCUAAGGACAUUCCGUCCAAGACACAGAGCUCCCACGGGUCACCAGGGGCAGCCUCCUCUGGGGAAGCCAGUGAAGAAAGUAACACCCAGGAAAGGAUGCUGAGAUGCCACACAUGUGGCCAACAGGGCCAUUGCUGCCAAAACAGCAUUCCUGCUCACGAGCCUCAGGGCAAAGUGGACUUCCCCGAGCCCCUGGUGAAAGCUCACCAGCAUGCCUAUACCUACCUCCACUCCAGCCUCUCCAAAUAUGAAGCAAUUCUGUGCAUCACCCAUCAGGCCACCCAGACCCAAGAGCUGCUCCAGCCCAUGGUCAGCUUCCUGCUGCUGUGCUUUGAUGAGGUCAACCGGCUCUUGGGGGAGAUCUCCAAGGAUGGAGAAGUGCUCCUCCAAGAAGUUAGGGAGGAUCUGGCGUGGCCAUUGAGGAAAGGAGAGCCCCGGGAGCAGCCGGACCUCCUACCACAGCUUCUGCAGCACACAGUCAGCAAGCUGCUGGUGCUCAGGGGCAUGGUGGCCUCACUCACCGGCAGCUUCCUGGAGAGCUCCAGCAGUUACCUCCAUGCCACUGCGAGCCACGUGGGAAAGAAGCUGAGCACAAAGAGGGGUGUGGAUGAAUGUCUCCUGCGGGCUCUGGGGCAACUGGAGAGCUUGGUGAGUGGCCACAGCGACCCUGGGAUGCAGGGUCUGCCCUUGUGCUCCGAGGACAGUGGCAUCGGUGCUGACAAUGAGUCUGUGCAGCUGGCCGACAAGCUGGGCAAGCAAGCCAGCUGGGACUCAGUGCCGGAGCCCGAGGAAUGGAAACCAGCGUUUCCAGCCACACCGGAAGCCAGGCUCUCAGGACACACCUGGCAGCAAAGUCCUUUCCAGAUGGAUUCAGACCGACCUCAGGACUGCCCGCUCUCGAGACCUCCUAUGGCGAAGGUUCAGCCAGAGGCACAGGGUGGGGCCGGUGGCCCAUGCCCCUCCAGCACGGGCCCAAGAAACACUACCUCCAGCCCCCUGGGGAUAGCCAAAAGCACUUGGUGUGACUCCCUUGGGAUUGGGAUCUCCAGGGAAGCACGUUUUUCUAAAGGCCCCAGGUUGAUGGGCACGUCUUCCCUCAGUGAAGGUGAGGACAGUAGCUCAGAGGAGGAGGAAGACCAAGCGAACAGCAUGAGUCCCUGUGCAUGGCAGGAAAAUUCUUCCCAACCAAGGCCACGGUCUUCACCUGGUAGCCCGGAAAGCCUGUUUCAGCCACACCCCAGGAGGCUUAGGAGCCCCCAAGCCCAGGAAAUGAUUCUGAAGAUGAAGGAAGCAAUCAGCGAAAGGAUCAAGUUUGUCCCUGUGCCCUUGGGGCCCCAGGACUGGCCCGAGGAGGAGGACAGGAGGACGGCGGUCCCACCAAGACCCAGCACAGCCAGUGGCAGCAGGAGGGCCCCUGUGAGGCAGAGGAGGUCCCAGUCAGAGGGCUGUCUGAAGAGCCAGGCCGAGGACCCCACCCUCCAGGAGCUGCGGAGGGUCCAGAGAGACCUCAGCCAGAGGCUGGAGGCAUUUUACGCCCUGGGCUCACGACAGCAGGGGCAGAGCACGGGGCAGGUCCCGCAGCCCAGAGCAGCGGCUCUGAGGCCCGACAACUGCAGGGUCACCCCGAGCAACACCAUCAGCAAGCUGAAGGCCUCUCUCACCAAGAACUUCAGCAUUUUGCCAAGUCAGGACAAAAGCAUCUUGCCGAAAUGUGGUCCCCGCCCUGAGAGUGAACAGCCCUGGUGGCGGAGAGCUGAGGGGCUUCCGGUGGCCACUGCGUCGGGUGAGAGGGCCAGUGAGGCUCCAGGAGCCAUGGACUGGAAUGUCAGGGGCUGCCCCACCAGAACAUCGGUCAAGAAACUCAUUGAAACUUUCAGUCCCACUAAGAGUCUGAGAACACUGGGGGAUUCCAAGGACUCUGGGCCAAACCCCUGCCUCAGGAAAUGGGGGGUCCCCAUCAUGCCUCCCAGAUUUCCCAUUUACAGGGGGCUUGCCCCUUUGUAUCCAAAGCCACAAAUUUCUCCAGCAGCAAGCAGAGACCCCCUCCAGGUGGGGCCAGACUUGAGGCCCCCACCUCCUAUUUUUCCCCCUGUGCUCACAGCAGAAGCAUCCAAGAGUGAGGAUCUCAAUUUCAACUGUGAAACAGAGGAGGACCCAGAGCAUCUCCCUCCACCGCCUCUGGAAGUCCUGAUGGACAAAUCCUUCAUCUCUCUGGAGCCCCCAGAGAGCAGCAAGCCAGCAGGGAGCUCCUCCAAGGAGACCCAUGUGCCAGGGCCGGGAGGGGCUGACCCUGCCCGGAGAACGUGGGCUUCCCCGAAGCUAAGAGCCUCCAUGAGCCCCACUGACCUGCUACCCAGCAGGAGCACGACUGCCCCCACCAGACCCCACAGCACAGGGCCAGGGGGCAGCAAGAGCGGCUGCGGCACCAAAAAGCUCACCUGGGACCUUAACCACCUGCCAGCAACCAGCAGAAACCCAGAGGUGGAGGGCAGCGGGGCUCUGAGCCAGGCACCUGCAGACAAGGCUGCCAGCCUGUCCAAGCAUCCCCAGAAGGCCAUCCCCUGGCACCACUCCAGCCACACAUCUGGGCACAACAGGACCUUGGGACCCGGCCUGGCCAGGCUAACAAGGGGGCCACAUUCUCCUGAGGCCCCAAGACCAAGCCAGGAGAGAAGCGCCCUGCUGGUCAGGAAGGCCUCUCCCUCAAGGGGAUACUGGACACCCCGAGCAGUCAGGAGGCAGCCCUCCUCUCACAGACCUGCCCGGCUAAGUGCUCCUUCUGUGCAUGGCUCCUCCAGCCCACCUGUCAGCCCUCCGGUGAGCCCCAAGGUGCUAAGCCCCCCAACAACGAAGAAAGUAGCUUCCCCAGCAACACGGCAGCACAAGCCGCCCAGCCCUCCCCCCGCGAGCCCACCCACACAUCACAAGGCCUCCAGCCCCCCCACCCAGCACACAGAAGCAAGUUCCCUUUCCUCUGGCGCCUCCCCAUCCCCCCCAGUGUCCCCUACUGAGGGACAGGAAACAGGAGGUUCUGAGAACAAUCGGGCAGCCACAGCCAAAGUGUCUGGGAACACGUGUUCCAUAUUCUGUCCAGCCACCUCCUCUCUGUUUGAAGCUGCGCUGCCACCUUCGACCACCCACCCGCUCACCCCACCAUCACUGCCACCUGAAGCCGGGGGCCCUCGUGGGACCCCCGCAGGAUGCUGGAGGAGCAGCUCAGGGCCACGGCCGAGGGCGGGCUCACAGCGGGGCAUGGCCCUGUGUGCCCUCAACCCUCAGCCUUUCGUCAGGAGGACAGCUUCUGACCGCCGGCCAGGUCUCCGCCUCCCGCUGCCUGUCCCCGGUGCCACCAGCAACACUUGUGAAUCCCCACUCAGCAGGAGCAGAUGGUGGAAUUCUCAAAUCUGCUUCUGCAGUCCAUCUGGUGUGAUAUGACACGUCAUGUAGACUGGAAAACUCCAUUCUACAUUCACGGAAGAAUGAGUGGAAAAGGCAAAUAACAUCUUGAUAUUAUUAUGAAAAUAGUUUUGACCUCAGAGAUUCCCCCACUCAAAACUGUCUCAGAGACACCCAGGGGACAUGCCUUGAGAUGGCUCGUCCUGGAUGUGUGCGAUAGAAAUGUUUGGCUUCCCCACACCCGCAAAGGCCUGCCUCCACUCCUCCUCUGUUCUAGCCUCACCUCUACCUCCCUGUUCAGAGGUGUGUGGGGCAAGAGCAAGACUCUUCAUGGGCGCUGAGUACCAGAACCGGGUGGAAGGACUGCCAUCUCUACCCUCAGCAGACUGAGUUCAUGUGUGCUUUUCCGGUGAGGGCAGCUGGCUUGCAUGUCAUUGGCCCGGCCACGUGGGCAGGCCUGGGCACAAGGCUGCGACGGGCCAUGAGUCACACUGCACCACUACCUGCACACAGAAGGAAAGGCACAUAUGCCCAAGUGGACGGAGUGCAUGGGGACAUGCAACUUUUCCAGGAUGUGGCAUGGGAAGAAAUCUGUCUAUCUGAGACCUAUUAGAGAAGAACUCUUAUCAAUGUGUCUUGAUAUCAGAUCAGACGAAGCUCAACCAGCACGGUCCUUUCUAUCUUCAAAACGCCCACCACUGCGUCAAUCAGCAGUGUAUUUCUGCCAGAGUGAUGCGCGUUACAGACUUCACAAUCUGUUGAGGCAUGAAUGGUAAUUUUUUACAAAGUCCUCGGCAGUCAAUUUUAAAUAAAGAUGUUAUCUAGGGAAAGUUGUGCAUUAUUAUAGUUAUAUAAACUUCCCCAGCCACUUGAAAGAAAUGAAAUAUUGAUUAUUUUUGCAAGAAUCUUAAUGUAAUACUGCUCUUUUCUUAAAUCUAAAAUGAGCUUCCUACAGCACGGUGCUUUUCAUCUAAGAACCUCUAUAAAUGUUAAUGCAUCACUCCUCACUCUAGCCACUUAUUCAGAUAUUACAUUUCUAAAACUGUGCCCUUCAGGAGAAGAGCUUGAGAGAACAGGGACAAUAAAAUGGCAUUAAUUAAAAACACUAACAUUUUAAAACAGCAGGAGCAAUACUAAAGUAACAUAAAAUUGUUCAAGAAGAAAAUAAUGCCCUUCUCUCAGGCUUCUCCUCAGAAUAGGGCAGGCUAAAAGGUUGUUUUAUGUCCUGAAUCUCAAUACUUGGGGAGAUGGGGUGGUGGGGGCGGAGAGAAGUGCUUGCAGCUUGAAAGAAAGGAGGAUCCGUGAACAGGCACCUUCCCAAGGUCACGUGGAAGGUCACAAUAAUGGCUCACACUCCUUCCCCUGCCUCCUGCUAAGACCACACCUCUCAGCCCCUCCAAACUGUGAGCCUAUGAGCACGUGGUGGAUGUGAUGGGAAAAUGCUCAUUCCCCAGUCCCUCCACACCUCCGUCCCUGUCAAGUUGGCAUCUGGGAGGAGAAGUACUCCAGCUAUAAAAGCACUGAGUGGUUUCACCCUCUGCAGCUGCCUUUGUUCCUGCCCUCCUGCAUAUGGGAAACCAUACCGAGGAAUUAGGCAUAAUUUCCCAAGAUCGAGCAACUAGCCAACAAGCCAGCCCCAGAGAGCCUGAAAGACUCAGGACGGGCUGUUUCUGCAAGCAGGGACUGGCAGGGAUGAACCACACCCCACACAUCUUGCAGCAGAGGCAGGCGUGCAGGAUAAACUGGCCUGCAUCUGGCAUUGACCUGCUUUUCGUCAUCCAGGCCGGGCACAAGCCCCUCUUAUAGAAAAAAUGAUGAUGUUUAUCCUCCCAAUCUUGGGACCCAGGGGGUUGGGAACAGUCCUUGGAGGCUUACCCAGGAAGCUCCGUUACUGAGCUCCAACUGUUAUUUAUGUUUUGAAUCCCCUGGUGGGGGUGCCGUCUCUAGGUCUUAGCCUGCUGGGGCAUUGUGAGCGUUCAAGAAGGGUCCAGGCUUUCUCCCCUAAAUGCAGUGCUUUUCGUCUCUGCUUGGACUGGACCACCCCCGGCAGGGGCUCUCUGCAACUUAAACCCCCCCGACCCUAUUUCCUGGAUCAGGCUACCUACCAACUGACCAGCAGGGCAGUGGCUGGGCAGCCUGCCUCCCCAGCUGUCCUGGGACCAGGUAGAACCACAGCUAUGUUGUGGCAACCAGGAAAAUCUGCCUCCUAGCCUGAGCCUCACACAGAUGUGGAACCUGGUUGGGGUUGGGGAAGACGCAGUUCUAGGACAAAGUCAUUUGUCACCUCCACCGACACUACCCACCACAGCCUAUCUCCGGGAAAGCCCCUCCCAUUCCUGCCAGCUACCCCAUUGGGGAGCAGCACAGGGUCAUGGAUGAAGUGCAUCCUACAUCUGGCUUCCCCUGCUCCAGAAGAGGCACCGGGAGAAGUCAGUAAGAUGGGAGCUGGUCCUGCACACAAAAUCACACUUGGUCAGGCAGGGACCGGUCAUGGGGCCAGAGGCCAACCUGGAUGCGGUUGGCUCUGCAGAACACAGUGAGACUCUCACUGCCGAAAAAUCACAUUGGUGCCAAUCUUAGUGCCCACUCCACCCCACCCCACAUUCCUGCCACCUUGAUCCCAUUAGGAUCCAAACUCAGACUUGCCCUCCACUGGUUUGACAUCUCAUGUAAGCCUAAACACAUAGAGCUAAACAUGCUGUGUAAUGAAGCUCCCGGAAGAGUCAAGAACCUGCUGUCACGGGCAGAGAGAAAGACCUUCUGGUCUGUGCAUGUGAGGAGCUGGGUCCAGUCCUGAACCUGAGGUGACUGAUUGAGGGACUUUGGCCCUCAGGUGCCUACAUGUCAUAUGACAGGGUGGUCCCUAGUAUCCCUUCCAGGUAAGACUUCUCGUUCAUGCUACAAAGUGGCAGCACCAGAAUGACAGCUGGCCAUUUAUUGAGCACUUAUCAUGUGCUGGUUAAUAUGCUACGACUAUAUCACACUUUAUCCAAUACUGAUACCUUUGAGUGCCUUAUGAGAUGGGUACUGUUAUUAUCUCCAUUUUACAAAGAAGAGAACUGGGAAUCAGAGAGAUUAAUAUGCUACAGGGCACACUGCUAGUAAGUGCAGGAAUUGAACCCAAACAGCCAGACUCCAACCUCCAAGCAGUAACUACGAGGUUAGCCCGCCAGCGCACAGCCAGUGCAACUUUCUGAGCCAGUCCCCUUUCUUUAAAAAAAAAUUUGUUUAAUGCUUAUUUAUUUUUGAGAGAGACAGACAGACAGACUGUGAGCAGGGGAGAGGCAGAGAGAG
Herpailurus yagouaroundi (jaguarundi) is the source of this 7373-nucleotide messenger RNA. It is a transcript of the gene PCARE, whose product is annotated as photoreceptor cilium actin regulator. Lineage: Eukaryota; Metazoa; Chordata; Mammalia; Carnivora; Felidae. The transcript is spliced from 2 exons. Bases 339 to 4118 code for a protein of 1259 amino acids. The record is from RefSeq and is a predicted model, not a curated record. Gene Ontology annotation, biological process: photoreceptor cell outer segment organization; protein localization to photoreceptor outer segment. Gene Ontology annotation, cellular component: photoreceptor inner segment; photoreceptor outer segment.